AAACGGCCUAUUCUUCGCCACCUGUUCCACAACUCACAAGCUCGUCCUUACUUAAUUGACAACUAUACCCCCAUCACUACCACAUUAUUACACGCCACUAUUACUAACUAUUCCAUCAUUUUGCAUAAACAGCAAGGGUAGUUUCGUACCAAGAAAUGCCAAAUCCAGAGUCCCACAGAGACUCCCCAAUCCAGCUCAAAUUUUGCAGAAUCUCCGCUGAACUCAGCAACAACGUUUUCUUCUUCAUCUUCAAAAUUCAAAUCUCAAAUUUCAUUGCAGUACUAUAUAAAUUCACCACCAAAACCCAAAUCAAAUCACUACCCAAUUCACUAUCUCUCUCGAAUCGAGUUGGGUUUGUGUGAGAUUGAUUGAAAAUGAAAGCUUCGAUCAAGUUUCGCGAAGAGAGAAACCCACUUUUUCGAGCUAAAGUCCCUCUCAACAUUCUAGGGUUACCAUUCCAAUCCGGAAUCGUUGCUGGAGAAUCGAAAGAACUGUCUCUGAAUCUCGGAACUUUCUUCGACUCUGGUCCUUCUCUGAAGAUCGCGUAUCGACCCAACGAUUCGCAAAACCCUUUCAAUCUCGUGUUCAAAACCGGGAUUGGGCACUUUGGAUCGCCGAUUUCGAGUCCCAUGACGAUGAGCGCUGAGUUCAAUCUCAUCGGGAACCAAAACCCUAGCUUCUUCAUCCACUUCAAGCCCCAAUUCGGCGAUUUCUGUAUCAAAAAGUCCCAAUCGUCGGACUUUGUUGUGAAGAGCAUUAAUUCGAAACCCAACGGUUCGAUCUCCGACGACGAUUCAUCGAUGGAGGUGGUCGAGACGCCAGUGAAGAACCCGAUGUUCUCCGGCAAGAGAAUUACGGUUUUGACAUCGGAGUCGCCGGCAGCGAGCUUGAUUGGUGGGUUGUUGAGUGGUAUGGAGGCGAGCGCGAAGACUGUUGUUCCGGUGAUGAAUCGAGCGGUGGUGAAUUUCAGGUGGGGAUUUAGGUUUCCGGUGGCGGAGGAAGCGGCGGCGAGGAACCCCGCUGCGGCGAUUUCGAUCCAGAAGCUUCCUCUCCUGGUGAUGAACAAAAUUGGGAUCGAACCCAUGACAGAGGACGAUUCGAAAGAUUCAAUCAAGGUGAGCCCGGGUUUGAAUUUACAGGGAGGUGAUUUUGUGGUGGAGACUUGUUCGGCUGUGAAGCGUCAAUUGGAGCUCAUACAAGUCGAGAAUGGGAUGCUUAGGAAAGCCAUGGAUGAUCUGAGGUCUGAAUUUUCCAACGGAAAGUCGAAUUUCUCGGCCGCUUCCGGGGGUGUUGAGUUGGGAAAAUAUAGAGCUGAUCGCCGGAGUAACGGCGAUAAAAUUUCAUCGGAAUCGAAUGGGUUUGGAGGAAAGGUGGCGGAAGGGGACGUGAAUGAUGGGUUGAAGAAGGCGGCCACCGGCGGUGCUUGAAACUUGACGACAUUGCUUGAUAUGCAUUUCUCAAUGCAGUGUUUUUGUGGUUUUGCAUUUAUGUAUUAAAUGUUUUUUUUUUUUUUUUUUGGUUAUAUUAUUUAUCUAUAGUUUAGGAACUCAUUUUUCUUUUUUCCUUCUUUCAUUUUUGUUUAGAGUUUUUGUUAUAUUUUUAUUUUGUUUGGUUGUUUAGGAAAUGGUCUGUACAUUGUUUAUAUAUAAAGUUUGGAGUUUGGCCCCAUAUUUCUAGGUGAAAUUUUAUUUA
This is a messenger RNA of Camellia sinensis, 1692 nucleotides long. RefSeq lists its product as uncharacterized. The record is from RefSeq and is a predicted model, not a curated record. NCBI's taxonomy places the organism in Eukaryota, Viridiplantae, Streptophyta, Magnoliopsida, Ericales, Theaceae.